Messenger RNA from Girardinichthys multiradiatus, 1575 nucleotides. RefSeq lists its product as uncharacterized. NCBI's taxonomy places the organism in Eukaryota, Metazoa, Chordata, Actinopteri, Cyprinodontiformes, Goodeidae. Bases 4 to 618 code for a protein of 204 amino acids. The transcript has 2 exons. The record is from RefSeq and is a predicted model, not a curated record.
GAUAUGGACCAACAGGAGCUGGAGCUCCUCCACAUAAAGGAGGAAAGUGAAAGAAUCUGGGCCAGCCAGGAUGGAGAGCAACUGAAUGUGAAGGAGGAGACUGAUGAUACCAGGUUUCCAGUAACUGUUGUUCAUAUGACGAGUGAAGAGGAUGAAGAGAAACCUCUGUUCUCUCAGCUUCAUCAACACCAGACAGACGACAGAGAUCUUCCAAGCAGCAGCUCAACUGACCAGAUAAAAGCAGAAAUUAAAGUAGAGGACUGUGGAACAUCAGAAACCAGCAUAAACCCAGAUCUAAAUACUCAUGGAGGCUUUUCCAACUAUUCACUGACUAAAGACAGUGAAGAUGAUGAAGAGGAUGUGAAGCAUCAUGAAUCUGAGCUUAAACACUUAUCAGACUCUGAAACUGAAGACAGUGAGGAGGAUUGGAAGGAGAGCAGGACUCCAGGGUCAGGCAGAAACACUGUCAACAAAUCUUUGAGCUGCUCUGAGUGUGGGGGAAAAUUUGCUAACAGACGCUCUCUUCAGAGUCACAUGACAUGUCAUCCAAGAUUAACGUCUUCAGAUUGUUCCGCUAUAACUGGUAUGAGAGCAAGAAGCAGAGAAAUGGUGUGUUAGAAAGCUUGAGGCUGAGCAGAUAAGGAGGGCACCAUGGCUUGGGAGCCAGAGGCGGCAGAGACAUAACAUUAGGACGGGAGGGGCAGAGGAGAGCCAGCUCAUGGGAACUGGGCAUGGAUGGAAGGUCAACGAGCAAGAUCAAGUCAUAACAAGCAUGGGAGCGAGAAACGAGAAGCCAGGUUCAUGCUGUUUUCAUCAGUCUGAAGUUCGAAAAACAGGCAAAAGUCAUCGGACCAGGAUGGGAGCGGGAGUCAUGAUGGUCAAAAAACAUGCAAAAGUCAUAACACAGGGAGCCAGCUGGGGGAUGUUUACGACUCUGUCUACGGAGGCCAGGAGACGGCACCGAAAAGUCACGGCGACCAUGUAACUCAAUGAUGGGAUAGCCUGCCCGGCAGCAGGGGAUGAGCAGUGAGGCUAUCUGCACUAUAAAAACUCUGCCAAAGAAAGAAACGGGGUCGUUUCCUUGCAGAAGACCAGCGAACAAGAUGGGACAAAGAAAGAAGCUACAGAUGAAUCAGAAGACCGGAGACGCAGCCCCGCUGACAAUUCUGCAUUAUAGAGAGGAUCAACCCGUGUGCCCUGAGAAGAGUUGCAACUCAGAAUUGAGAAUCUGAAUUUCAUCUGUUGCAUUUUUACCAAGACAACUGAAGUGAACUUGGUCAGUGAACAACUGAUUGCUCUAAGUUUCAGGCUUCUGGAAAUCCUGAACCAACCUCAAUUACACCUCAAAGGUUUCCUUCAACUAUUCAGGCUCUGGAAGCUACUGACAUUUGAAACAUAUGCCAACAAAGUUUUCGUUUUUUAAAUUGAAAUUUUUUUUUUUCAACUUUGCCAUUGAAACCCCGAGCAUCAGUGCCUGUCCACUUAGAGGAAGAAAACUGAAGAUUUGCCUCUCAUCCAAGAAAACAAUCACUUGUGGCCUACUGAAGAAAUCACUCCAGUCGGAUCCAUGGUGAG